AUGAUAAGUCCUAGGAGCCUAGUUCAGCAGGCAAAGAAGUGGCAGCAGAUGGCAGCCCUCAGGAAGCGGAGGCCAGCGACGAUGGGGCCGAUCCACGACGCCAACCUGCGGGGCGCAUCGGCCAUCGCAGACAAGGGCCACUGCGUUGUCUACACCACCGGUGGAGAGCGGUUCGAGGUCCCGCUGGCGUACCUCAGUACAACGGUGUUCGGGGAACUCCUGAGGAUGUCGGAGGACGAGUUCGGGUUCACGAGUGAAGACAGGAUCACGGUACCUUGCAACGCGGCGGUGAUGGCGUAUGUGAUAUGCUUGCUUAAAAGAAAGCCUUCAGAGGAGGUGGAGAGAGCCGUCCUUAGCUCUGUGGUAAUGCCACGCAGCAACCAGAGUGGCAUCGCCAUGGUUUGCACGGGUCUUGGCCAGUCAAUGGCUAUAUUUUAG
This is a messenger RNA of Triticum turgidum subsp. durum (durum wheat), 438 nucleotides long. NCBI's taxonomy places the organism in Eukaryota, Viridiplantae, Streptophyta, Magnoliopsida, Poales, Poaceae. The record is from the annotation of a GenBank genome assembly.